This is a messenger RNA of Trichoderma asperellum CBS 433.97, 1296 nucleotides long. The record is from RefSeq and is a predicted model, not a curated record. Lineage: Eukaryota; Fungi; Ascomycota; Sordariomycetes; Hypocreales; Hypocreaceae.
AUGGCACCAAAGUUGGCUGGCUGGCUUGCAGCCGUUUCGGCGAUAUUGGUAAAUACUCUGACCUUUGCCGACGAACAGAGCUUCAAACCAGUCUUUGCUCAUUUCAUGGUUGGAAUCGUCGAGAAUUUCACUGUUCAAGACUGGGUAAACGAGAUCCAGCAAGCCCAAGCUAUUGGUAUUGAUGGUUUCGCUCUGAACUGUGCUCCUCCUUGGGUGGAUAGCUAUACGCCAAAGCAGCUGGAUAAUGCAUAUACAGCGGCCCAGCAGCUCAAUUUCAAGAUGUUCAUUUCCUUUGACUUUGCGUAUUGGUCCAAUGGCGACACUGGAAAUAUCACGAGCUUUGUCGGGAAAUACGCUGCUCAUCCAGCUCAAGCAAUAUUCAACGGAGGCGCUCUCGUGAGCACCUUUGUGGGCGAUUCCUUUAAUUGGAAUGCCGUAAAGAGCGCUUUGGGCAGCCAGAAGCUGACGGUGAUUCCUAAUAUGCAGGACCCUGCUUCAGUUGGAAGCGUAAGCUCCCAAUAUGGCAUUGACGGGGCCUUUUCGUGGUAUGCUUGGCCUACAGAUGGCGGAAACAGCGUAAUUGACGGGCCAAUGACGACUGUGUGGGACUUGAGAUACAUACAAGGCCUUAAUGGUCGACCCUACAUGGCACCCGUUUCGCCAUGGUUUUCAACUCAUUUCAAUACGAAGAAUUGGGUAUUCAUAUGUGAAGAGCAGCCAGUCCGUCGAUGGCAACAGAUUCUUGACAUGAAUCCCGCUCUCGUUGAAAUCAUAACGUGGAAUGACUUUGGCGAAAGCCACUAUAUUUCUGCUCUAUACAGCGGCUCAGAGCCCAAUCAUAGCGAUGAUGGGUCCUCCCAAUGGGCCAAAGGGUUCCCUCAUGACGCCUGGCGCGAUAUUUACAAGCCAUACAUUGCUGCGUACAAAGCUGGUGCGUCUUCUCCAACAGUGAGCGCGGAUGAAAUUGUCUACUGGUACCGUACGACUCCGCACGGCACCCAAUGUAGCAACGACUCAUUGGGCAUUCCUCGAGGAGCCGAGUUGAUGCAUGAUCUUGUUUUUGUCAGCACUUUGCUCACACAACCUGCGCAACUGACUGUCACAAGUGGAAAUGCGGCACCCAUCACCGUCAAUGCUGAUGCCGGAAUACACGUUUUCAACUUCACCAUGGGCGUUGGAAAACAGUCGUUCUCCGUCUCUCGCGGCGGCAAACAGAUCCUCGGCGGCCAGAGCGCCAAGGAUAUCACCAACUCGUGUCAGACCUACAACUUCAACGCCUAUGUGGGCAAGUUCUAG